This is a messenger RNA of Beauveria bassiana ARSEF 2860, 948 nucleotides long. RefSeq lists its product as uncharacterized. Bases 1 to 948 code for a protein of 315 amino acids. The transcript has a single exon. The record is from RefSeq and is a predicted model, not a curated record. NCBI's taxonomy places the organism in Eukaryota, Fungi, Ascomycota, Sordariomycetes, Hypocreales, Cordycipitaceae.
AUGGAAGUCCCAGACGCAAGCCGCCAGGGGCAAGGUGGGCUUGCAAACGAAGCAACAGAUACGUUGGAAUCUUCUUGCCACUUGGACCAAGGAAAACGACAGCUGUCUGCAAACGAUGACCAAUCUCAGGAGAUGCGACACAAUAAGCGAAGUAACGUCCGUAUUGACGCUCAAUUUGAUCCCCCAGCCGCAGGGCCCAAUUCCUCCAAUGCUCCAGCAACCGGCACCUUGCUCGCGGCAAAUGGCAAUGACAAAUGGACAUUUCCGGACCUGUACGAUUUCGCGGACGGCGAGCUUGACAAUGCAGACUUUGAAUUGAAUCUAUUCGCUGUCAACAACUCGGCUGCAACGCCAAAGUCACCCGAAGCGCAAACGUCCGACGAUAUCUGGCAAUUCUUAAGCUUACCGCCCUCUCCAGACGAUGACAAGCCGCCGCCGAGUGUUUUGCGCGAGUUUGACAAUGUUUCGACCUCGACAAGCGCACCGAAAUUUGACCCUACCCUUCAAUAUUCCACUCCGAACUCUGCUUCUCCGGCUGUGGACGACGGCAUUGGCAGCGGCAGCGAUGUUGGCGAAAGCAUGAGCUGGGACUAUAUCAACUGUCAGCUGCACCAGACCUACGCUAAUCAGGUUUUGAGUUUUUCCAAGGAGAGCAAUGAUAGCAUCAAGGCUGCCCGAUCGCAUGUUGCCGAGCCAGUGACACCACCGUCAACGGCCGUUUCCGCCCCGACUGGGAUGCUUCUUCGGCCUUGUAAAGUGUGGUUUCAUCUGCAGGAAAUGCUUCAAGCAAAAGAAUCAAUGUACAGAAAUCAACUGGAAGUCAAAUUUGAACUUUUUGCCCGUGUCGUCCAUACACGUCGAGAGAACUUGCAGAAGAAGCAACUGUUCCUGCUGCGCGACCUGUUCAAGAUAAAGCUGCCUUUAAUAUCUGGAGUUUUACUCAAUUAG